AUGACGUCUCCACACGUAAAAUUUCUUGAACGAACGGAUUCUCUCGAGUCUUUUGAAGGUAUAUUUGAGAACGAUGAGGAGACUAACGACGACGAUUUAGUGGAUACACGUGACGAGCACUCAGAGACCGGGUCUUAUAACGUGGCACCAGCGGAAGAACAUGAACGAAGAUGUGACCCAUCAACCCAAGGCGGAGACGCCACUGUUGAGACACCGUUACUAGAAGACAG
Molecule: messenger RNA, 230 nt
Organism: Candidula unifasciata
Lineage: Eukaryota; Metazoa; Mollusca; Gastropoda; Stylommatophora; Geomitridae
Source: the annotation of a GenBank genome assembly